Alnus glutinosa is the source of this 1612-nucleotide messenger RNA. Its product is annotated as signal peptide peptidase-like 1. The transcript has 4 exons. Gene Ontology annotation, molecular function: aspartic endopeptidase activity, intramembrane cleaving. Gene Ontology annotation, biological process: membrane protein proteolysis. The record is from RefSeq and is a predicted model, not a curated record. Lineage: Eukaryota; Viridiplantae; Streptophyta; Magnoliopsida; Fagales; Betulaceae. Gene Ontology annotation, cellular component: cytoplasmic side of endoplasmic reticulum membrane; lumenal side of endoplasmic reticulum membrane; Golgi-associated vesicle membrane. Bases 304 to 1419 code for a protein of 371 amino acids.
GUUUGUAUUACUUUUUUACGGAAAUUUGUGUCCAAAAAUUAUAUACUGGCCCGAAAAAAGAAGAGAGGCCGAGUUGAUCAGACAGGCAGAGAGAGAGAGAGAGAGCAAGCAGCGGCGGCAGCAGAUUGGUUUUUCAAGCUCUUCAAAAAGUCCAAGUUUGCAUGGAUUUCUUUGGUCAAGUGUUUAUCAGAGAGUCAAUGCUACUUUGGUUGCAGAUGUUGUAAUUGUUUAUUUCCUCUAUUGAUGUUUAUUUAUGCAAGACAGAAAAGUUUAAGAUAAUAAAUUGGAAGGAACUAGUAAGUUAUGGAGCCCCUGUGGAAGCUUUCAUAUUUGCUGGAGCCAGCACCCAUUACGCUCAUUGUGACAGCAGUGGCUGUGACAUUUGGAUCUGCAUUUCGGGCUCUAAAUUAUGGGAAGGAAAUGGAGCGAAACCGUGACUUUUCUGAAGCAUCCAUUACAUUAGAUAGGUCACAAGCACUAAUGAUCCCAAUUAUGAGCUCUUGCAGUUUGCUUUUGAUGUUCUACCUGUUCUCGUCUGUCUCACAACUCCUUACUGCAUUUACAGCCAUUGCCUCCGUUUCCUCCCUUUUCUUCUGUCUGUCUCCUUAUGUUGCCUAUAUGAAGUCACAGUUUGGUUUGACUGACCCAUUUGUGUCACGGUGCUGCUCAAAGUCGUUCACGCGAAUUCAAGGGUUAUUAUUGUUGGCCUGCUCUGGUAUUGUUGCAGCUUGGCUUGUUUCUGGCCAUUGGAUAUUAAACAAUUUGUUGGGCAUCUCCAUAUGUAUUGCAUUUGUGAGCCAUGUGCGUUUGCCAAACAUCAAAAUAUGUGCAAUGCUCCUUGUUUGUCUGUUCGUAUAUGACAUAUUCUGGGUUUUCUUCUCUGAGAGGUUUUUUGGGGCGAAUGUCAUGGUAUCAGUGGCCACACAACAAGCCUCGAAUCCUGUUCACACAGUUGCUAAUAGUUUGAAUCUUCCGGGGUUGCAAUUGAUAACGAAGAAGCUGGAGUUGCCCGUGAAGAUUGUUUUCCCUAGGAAUUUGUUGGGCGGAGUGGUUCCUGGAGAAAAUGCUAGAGACUUCAUGAUGCUGGGUCUAGGCGACAUGGCUAUUCCUUCCAUGCUUUUGGCUUUAGUCCUCUGCUUUGAUCAUCGAAAGAGCAGGGAUUCAGUGAAUCUCUUAGACAUACAUUCUGCUAAGGGGCACAAAUACAUAUGGUAUGCCCUUGCUGGGUAUGCCAUUGGACUGGUAACUGCUUUAUCUGCCGGUAUUUUGACGCACUCACCUCAACCUGCACUUCUUUAUCUGGUGCCUUCCACACUGGGACCAAUUGUUGUGGUCUCUUACAUUAGGAAGGAGCUAAUGGAGUUAUGGGAAGGGAACAUACCGAACCUAAACGAUAAAGCUCACCAAACAGAAGUUUGAGAUGUUUUAUGAUCCAACACAUCGUCACUACUUGAAGUGCCAAAUUGAAAGUUGUAGAUUCAUUUGAAAUCUCUAUCCUUGUUAAACUUCAAUAGAAAAUCAACAAUUAUAUGUUUAUUUAGGGCAUUUAACAUUUGGCACAAAAUGUUUCCCUUUAAUCGCCCAGAAAUGAAAAUAGGGAAAUUUAUGUGAA